Molecule: messenger RNA, 14132 nt
Organism: Oryctolagus cuniculus (rabbit)
Lineage: Eukaryota; Metazoa; Chordata; Mammalia; Lagomorpha; Leporidae
Source: RefSeq, a predicted model, not a curated record
GGAAGUGGGCAGUGAUUUACGGGAAGAGGCUCGGGUGGCGCCACCACCCUUUCUGGCUCCUCUCCCUCCCCUACCCAGCACCAUGGUAACCAGGGCUGGCUGCCCAGUGCCCUCUUGGGUGCCCACCCCAGCAGAGCCAGCUUUGGAGAGCCUGCAGACCUUGCUUCCUGGUUGGGAACCACAGUAGCCAGGGAAUGCGGGCAGGGCCUGGUCCUCGCUGGCUCCCUCAGCCCCAUCCAGCACCGGGUCCCUCCCACCCCACUGCAUAAUUGCCCUGCUCCCAAAGAGGGUGUGUGGACCGGGUGGGUGGCCGGGCAGCGAGGGAAGCGCGCCCUCCAAAGGGAAGCUUUCCUGGCUGCUGCCUGCCUCCACUGCUCAAGCAUUUACGAGCACAGACCUGGUGCCACGUGCGACGUCUCCCUAACAGUUCUUCUGUUUGCAGAGGGCAUCCUUUCGCAUCUUCUCCUGAGCUAAGUCACAUCACAUUUAUGACAGGUCGUGAUGUGCCCAUCUUUCUUUUUUUGGGGGAGCGGGUUCAGGGACAAGACUUACUUAUUAUUUUUGAAAGGCAGAGUAAUAGUGAGAGGAGAAACAGAGAGACAGAGAGCUCCCAUCUUCUGGUUCACUGCCCAAAUAUCCACAACAGCCAGGAUUGGUCCAGGCCAAAGCCGGGAGCCAAGAAUUCCAUCCGGCUCUCCCAUAUGGGUGACACGGGACCAAGUACUUGGGCCAUUUUCCUCUGAGUUCCCAGACAUAUUAGCAGGGAGCUGGGUCAGAAGCAGAGCCCCCAGGACUCGAACUGGUGUUCCAGUAUGGGAUGCCAGUGUCACAAGUGACGGCUUAACCCGCUACACCACAGCGCAGGCCCCGGUGUGCCCAUCUUACAGAUGGGAACACAAAUAUGGGAAGGAAAAAGUGGCACAGAGCUAACACCAGGCCAGCAGCCUCAAUGACCACGUGCAACCUGCCUAGGAGUGUUGUCUGCAGUAUCUGAUCUAGGGUAAAGAGAACAACUCACCCGUGAAGCAAAAAGACCGAGUGUGGGGAGCAGAUGAAGGUCACGUGACUGGUUAACCUUUACAGAGUGCCUUGUCUGUACCGGCCCGGUGUGGGAUAUCACACUGACUCCUACCCCAUGAGGUCGGUCCUAUUAGCAUGCCCAUGUGUGGGUGAGAAAACCGAGCCUGGGCAAGCCUCUGCAAAUGUCGUUAGAGCAGUGCUGAUCCCCUAGACGCUUCUGCAUUAGAGAACAUGUCCUGGAGGCCAGAGUUAGGAUUCGAAGCACUGUGUCAGGUCUCCCAGGCCUGCGGUCCUAACCACUGUGCUUCCUGUCCUGCUGCCUGCUACUCUGAAGAGGGUAAGGUGGAUUUGUGCUCCCCAGCUCAUGGGGUGGGUUCUGCUGAUGCCCCCCUGGGCAGGUCGAUGGGGGCGGGGUUCCCUUCCUCUGUUGACUUCCCACAUGCUAGGCUGUGGUUCUGUUUACUUCCUCGAAUGCCUGGUGUGGACACACUUGGUUCACCCACUGUGGGCUCUGUGGGGAGCCCUUCUGGGUGUUGAUUGGGAGGAAAGGGGAGGUGGGGCCCUAUUCACCCAGCCUUCCAUCCUGCCACCUCGUGGCCUGCCCUCAAGCACAGGUGUCAUGUAUUUAAGGCCAAGAUUCUAGCAUUUUCCAGCCAAGGCUUCUGCCAUUUCCUUUUUUUUUUUUUUUAGAUUUAUUAUUUGAAAGAGUUACAGAGAGAGAGAGAGAGCGAGUGAGCGAGGUCUUCCAUCUGAAGGUUCACUCCUCAAUUGGCCCCAACGGCCGGAGCUGCACCAAUCUGAAGCCAGAAUCCAGGAGCUUCUUUGUCUCCCACAGAUGCAGGGGCCCAAGGACUUGGGCCAUCUUCUACUGCUUUCCCAGGCCACAGCAGAGAGCUGGAUUGGAAGUGGAGCAGCCGGGACUCAAACCGGUGCCCAUGUAGGAUGCUGGUGCUUCAGGCCAGGGUGUUAACCUGCUAGGCCACAGCAAUGGCCCCUCCUUUUCUUUUUUUGAAGAUUUAUUUAUUUAUUUGAAAGGCAGAGCUACAGAGAGAGAGAGGUCUUCCAUCUGCUGGUUCACUCCCCAGAGCUGAACUGUGCCAGCUCUGUAGGGAGAAUGAGUUGACUGAGGACAUCUGGGCCAAAGGAUGUGGCUCAUUCAAGCUCACUGUGGUCCCACCCACGUGGUCAGCACCAUUUCAGCAGAAUUGAGGUUGCUCAUUGGAGAUCAUGAGUAUCAGAGGGAGGGGAGAAAAUCAUGGCGGCCGCGGCCGCUCCCUCCUCUCUUGCCCCGGUGUCUGGACCCCGCUUGUGUAGUUGCAGGCUCUCCCCGGCCACUGCCUGCAGUCGUAGUUCUGGAAGGCAUCUUGGAACGCCACCCAGCCCCUGCAGUCUGCCCCUGGUGGGGUCUAGACAAUGUGUGGAGAAGCGAGCUGUAACCCGCUUGACCAGACUCAGCCCUCCCUCCCAUCUCCCGUCUGCCAGAAGCAGCUCUGCUCUGUGGCCGUCUCCCCCAGGCUGCUAACUGGAACGGGGUGGUCGCCUGUAGCCUAUCAGAAGAUUGGAGACCUGGAGCUAUGCGUGUAGUCCUGUGGAAGGCUGACCACGUGAAGUUCUCUUGGAGGCCUCAGACUUUUUUUUUCUUUUUUAAAAGAUUUAUUUAUUUAUUUGAAAGGCAGAGUUAGAGAGAGGCAGAAAGAGAGAGAGGUCUUCCACCGUCUGGUUCACUCCCCAAAUGGCUGCAAUGGCUGGAACUGGGCUGAUCUGAAGCCAGGAGCCAGGAGCUUCUUCCAGGUCACCCACACAGGUGCAGGGGCCCAAAGAGCUCGACCGUCUUCCACUGCUUCCCAAGGUGCAACAGCAGGGAGCAGGAUCAGAAGGGGAGCAGCUGGGGCUGGAACUGGCACCCAUACAGGAUGCUGGCACUGCAGGCAGCGGUGCCUCAGCACCGGCCCCUGAGGCCUCAUAGCUUUUAAAUCAAACCUAAAACAUUCCCAUCACAACUCUUCCCCUUGUCCAUGAGCACCUGCUGGAAAUCCCCACCUCCUGAUGGCUCCUCCCCCCUCCCCUAAGGUGGGCUUAACACAAACAUGCAGAGAUCUGCAGACAGCACAGGUGGGGGGCGGGGUGUGAAGGGCCCAGCCACACAGAGAUGCUGCUCAACCUCCAGUGCCUUCCUCCCUUCCUGGGAAGUCAUCAGGAGCCGCCCUCGGCAUUCACAGUAAAGGCCACGUGCCUUAAGGUGGCCUCUACCGCACGCACCCAUAGGGCUGAAGGGACCAGGGGCCUGAGGAUGUCCCAGGGGUGGCCGGAAGCAGCUGAGGCAGUGGGAGGCACCUGCGCUCACCUCAUGACACCCACUUCUUCCUUCUUCACCCGGCUCUGUAGCCAGCUGAGCUGCAGGCCUCUGCGCACCUGCUUUGUGCCUGUGCGAUUCGGCUCUGCCUGAAAUGCCUUUUCCCUUUUCCUGUGGAAAUGUAACUCUUUGCAAAAGCCCCUCCGGUUCCCUGAGCCAAAAGUCAUCUGCUUUCUGCGCGCCUGUGGCCCUCAGCUCCUUUCUUGCUACCUGCCCACCCCUGCUGGCUGUCACGGUCUGGCUUGUCCUCCCUACCAGCCAGAAGGGUCCUGGGGACGGGACAGUGCCUUCAGCACUCCUUAGCUCUCACCGCCGUACACAGAGUGCUCCCAGAUGUGCAGGGGCCAUAUGGACCACAGGACAGUGUGAGAGGUGGCAGUGGGGGUGGGGCAGGAAGUGCCUUUCCAAGCCCUUGGAGCAAGCUAGGUAACACAUAGAGGCUGGGCAGGCUACCCAGUUUGGGUCGUAAGGCUCUGGCCAAGAGCCAAGGUGGGGAUGGCAGAGACCAUGGAGUGGUCUCAGUGAGCGGUCCCCAGACCAGCAGCACCAACAUCCCUGUGGGGAUAUGUUUGCAAUGUAGGGUGGUGGCCCAGCCCAGGCCCACUGACUUGAAUCAGAGGUGGGGCUCUCUUUUUUAUUUUGAUGCCAAUAAGCUUGGAGAACCACCGCUGGGGAGUUUGCAACCUGGCCCAGCAUAGGAGACCAGGAUGUUGGGGGUGGGAGUAGCACGUGGGCUGUGGAGUCAGACCCCCUCGGUUUGUAGGCCCUCUCACACGUCCCCUGGGACUAAGCAGUGGGCUUCCUCCCAUGAAGGUGUUCACUGGUCCCCUAAGUUACCAUAUGCAUAAGAGUCACUGUUGAUAAUGGGGGCUUCGGAAAGCCCCUAUUCUGACCUCCCAUUUCAGGAAAUCUGAUUUGGCAGGCCAAGGUCAGGAUCUGGAAACUGGAUUGUAAAUUAGCACCCACGUGGUGCUGAUGUGGGUGCCUCAGGGAUCCUCUGAGCAGCAUUGAUGUUAAGGGCUGUAUGUGACCCUCUCCUGUCCUGGACACUCGCCGUGGUGGCUGCAGCUGCACCCGGCUUGCAGAACAGCUGGGGACACUGGUAACGGAGGCAGGGCCUCCGUGGUGGCUUGUUCAGGACUGGUGAGGAUCUGUGCUGCCCCUCUCCCUGGCAGGUGCUGUGAGUGCAGCAGGGCUGCAUACCGAGGUGUGUUUGGCCACGGGGCCAGUGAAAAGUAGGUGACCCCAGACCCUGGUGUGGAGUGCCAGGGCUCCUUGGCCUGCCUUCUUGGCCACGAGGAUAUGGGGGGUAGAGGACACUGUCCUGACUCAAAGAGGCUCAAUUCUGCCCACUCUGGAGCCUGAGCCUCCGGUUUUCCCAGGGCUCCAGGACUUGGGCUUCCUUGGCAACUGGAUGCCUCCCCGGGGUGCUGUCCCCUCAGUCACCACCAGGGGUCUCUGAGCUACCCUGCCGUCCCACAUUAAUCACGGCUCAGCACUGUCUGCCUGAGCUUGGAGCCUGGAGGUGACCCUGGAGCCAGGACUCCAGGCUGCAUGGAGGGGAAAGGGGAGUGGGGUGCCCAUCUCCAGGGCCAGGCCUGUGGUCUUAGCAUUAGCUGGGGGCCAGGCUUCCAGCCCCAAGUGCCAAGCUGCCUCCCUGCCGCCCCUACCUCCAGACAGGCGGACUGAAUGGGGGCCCCUCCUUUGCCUGGCCCUCGCCUGCCGGUCCUUCCUCACUGGCAAUGCUGGGAAACACAGGUCAUAGCUUGGGAAUGCGGCCCUGGGCGGGGGUGAGGGGACAGGAGCUGGGAGAAGGACAUGUGACCCUGUUCAACAACCCCCUCCUCGCUCGUCUGUUUCCAAGCCCCUGCCCUAACUCAGGUACAGAAGGGUGCUGGUUGUGAGGGGUCGCCCAGGGGGAGCAGCCCCUGCUGUCCUCUCUGUUGGCCCUGGAGGGUGGGGCUGAUGGUGAGGGCAGGCAGCCGGCAGGUGCUUUGGCAGGGCCUGUGGGAGGGUUGGGUGCAGGCCUCGUGCCUUGGGGCGAUUGCUGGGGCAGACCCGCCUUGGCAGGUGUGGGGAGGCAGAGGUGGGGUUCUUGGGCCCCUCAGGUUAAGGGGGCAUCCCUGGAAGGAAAGGCCAAGUUCUGACUGCUCUCUGCUUCUCGAAGAAGCUGGGGAGCUGCUGGCCACACGGGCUCCACGCGUGGGUCAGGGAGAGCGUCUCACGCUGCAGCGAGUGUCCCCCCCUCCCCCAACUCGGUCUUCCUGUACGGACAGAGGCCCCCACACCCAGAGUGCAGGCACCAUUGGAGGGCUCUGCUCCUGUCAGGGUCCAGAAGCUGUGAGGAGAGGAAAGGCAGAUCUGGGACCGGGUACGGUGGCUAAAUUCAGCCGGGCUCUGCCCCUCCCCUCUCCUCCCCCUGCACUCCAGGCCCGGCUUCCUGUGGUCUCGCAGGCACCACCUUCCCAGCCGCCAGCCUGCCUGCCUGCCUGCCACCCAGCCCCUCGCUGGCCACCCCUCCCCCUCCCUCGGGCUCCCGGUGCAGGGGGGCCUCCGCUGGGUCAGCCCAGUGGGUCCUCAUCCCCUUUCGGCAGCCCCAUAACCUCCGAUGAGGAGUACCUGAGCCCCCCGGAGGAGUUCCCAGAGCCUGGAGAGACCUGGCCCCGCGCCCCCACCAUGAAGCUCAGUCCCAGCCAGAACCGCCGUGCUUCCGACAGCGGCUGCAAGGCACCCCCCACCUUCAAGGUCUCACUCAUGGACCAGUCAGUGCGAGAAGGCCAGGACGUCGUCAUGAGCAUCCGCGUGCAGGGGGAGCCCAAGCCGGUGGUGUCCUGGCUGAGAAACCGGCAGCCCGUGCGCCCGGACCAGCGGCGCUUCGCGGAGGAGGCCGAGGGCGGGCUGUGCCGGCUGCGGAUCCUGGCCGCCGAGCGGGGCGAUGCUGGCUUCUACACCUGCAAAGCCGUCAACGAGUACGGUGCCCGGCAGUGCGAAGCCCGCCUGGAGGUCCGAGCACACCCUGAAAGCCGGUCCCUGGCCGUGCUGGCCCCCCUGCAGGACGUGGACGUGGGGGCCGGCGAGAUGGCGCUGUUUGAGUGCCUGGUGGCGGGUCCCACCGACGUCGAGGUGGACUGGCUGUGCCGUGGCCGCCUGCUGCAGCCCGCGCUCCUCAAAUGCAAGAUGCAUUUUGACGGCCGCAAGUGCAAGCUGCUGCUCACCUCUGUGCACGAGGACGACAGUGGCGUGUACACCUGCAAACUCAGCACGGCCAAAGAUGAGCUGACCUGCAGCGCCCGGCUGAGCGUGCGGCCCUCCCUGGCGCCCCUGUUCACGCGGCAGCUGGAGGACGUGGAGGUGCUUGAGGGCCGCGCAGCCCGUUUUGACUGCAAGGUCAGCGGCACCCCGCCCCCCACCGUGGCCUGGACUCAUUUUGGCCGCCCCGUGGAGGAGAGCGAGAACGUGCGGCUGCGGCAGGAUGGAGGCCUGCACUCCCUGCACAUCGCCCACGUGGGCAGUGAGGACGAGGGGCUGUAUGCAGUCAGUGCCACCAACACCCACGGCCAGGCCCACAGCUCGGCCCAGCUCUACGUGGAGGAGCCUCGGACGGCAGCCUCAGGCCCCAGCUCGAAGCUGGAGAAGAUGCCGUCCAUCCCGGAGGAGCCGGAGCAGGGCGAGCUGGAGCGGCUGUCCAUCCCCGACUUCUUGCGGCCGCUGCAGGACCUGGAGGUGGGGCUGGCCAAGGAGGCUGUCCUGGAGUGCCAGGUGACUGGCCUGCCCUACCCCACCAUCAGCUGGUUCCACAACGGCCACCGCAUCCAGAGUGGUGAUGACCGGCGCAUGACGCAGUACAGGGACGUGCAUCGCUUGGUGUUCCCGGCCGUGGGGCCGCAGCAUGCCGGAGUCUACAAGAGUGUCAUCGCCAACAAGCUGGGCAAAGCUGCCUGCUAUGCCCACCUGUACGUCACAGAUGUGGUUCCAGGCCCCCCCGAUGGUGCCCCGCAGGUGGUGGCUGUGACCGGGAGGAUGGUCACGCUCAUGUGGAACCCGCCCAGGAGUCUGGACAUGGCCAUCGACCCGGACUCCCUGAUGUACACCGUGCAGCACCAGGUGCUGGGCACCGACCAGUGGACAGUGCUGGCCACGGGCCUGCGGGAGCCAGGGUGGGCGGCCACGGGGCUGCGGAAAGGGGUCCAGCACGUCUUCCGAGUCCUGAGCAUAGCUGGCAAGAGCAGCAGCAAGCCCUCACCGCCCUCGGAGCCCGUGCAGUUACUGGAGCGAGGCCCACCCCUGGAGGAGGCCCCCGCCGUGCUGGACAGACCAGACGUCGUGUAUGUGGUAGAGGGACAGCCUGCCAGUGUCACUGUCACCUUCAACCGUGUGGAGGCCCAGGUCGUCUGGAGGAGCUGCCGAGGGGCCCUCCUGGAGGCCCGGGCAGGGGUGUACGAGCUGAGCCAGCCGGAUGACGACCAGUACUGUCUUCGGAUCUGCCGGGUGAGCCGCCGGGACCUGGGGCCCCUCACCUGCACUGCCCGCAACCGCCACGGCACGCAGGCCUGCUCGGUCACCCUGGAGCUGGCAGAGGCGCCUCGGUUUGAGUCCAUCAUGGAGGAUGUGGAGGUGGGGGCCGGGGAGACGGCCCGCUUUGCCGUGGUGGUCGAGGGGAAACCCCUGCCGGACAUCAUGUGGUACAAGGACGAGGUGCUGCUGGCCGAGAGCAACCAUGUGAGCUUUGUGUACGAGGAGAACGAGUGCUCCCUGGUGGUGCUCAGCACGGGGGCCCAGGACGGGGGUGUGUACACCUGCACGGCCCGGAACCUGGCGGGCGAAGUCUCCUGCAAAGCAGAGCUGACUGUGCAGUCAGCUCAGCCAGCCAUGGAGGUCGAGGGGGUCAGGGAAGACGAGGAGCACCGGGGGCGGAGACUCAGCGACUUCUAUGACAUCCACCAGGAGAUCGGCAGGGGCGCCUUCUCCUAUCUGCGUCGCGUGGUGGAGCGCAGCUCUGGCCUGGAGUUUGCCGCCAAGUUCAUCCCCAGCCAGGCCAAACCCAAGGCGUCAGCCCGGCGCGAGGCCCGGCUGCUGGCCCGGCUCCAACAUGACUGUGUCCUCUACUUCCAUGAAGCCUUCGAGAGGCGCCGGGGACUGGUCAUUGUCACCGAGCUCUGCACAGAGGAGCUGCUGGAGCGAAUGGCCAGGAAACCCACCGUGUGUGAGUCUGAGAUCCGGGCCUAUAUGCGGCAGGUGCUGGAGGGAAUUUGCUACCUGCACCAGAGCCAUGUGCUGCACCUGGAUGUCAAGCCUGAGAACCUGCUGGUGUGGGACGGGGCCGAGGGGGAAGAGCAGGUGCGCAUCUGUGACUUUGGGAACGCCCAGGAGCUGACUCCAGGGGAGCCCCAGUACUGCCACUACGGCACACCUGAGUUCGUGGCACCUGAGAUCGUCAACCAGAGCCCAGUGUCUGGAGUCACAGACAUCUGGCCCGUGGGCGUCGUUGCCUUCCUCUGCCUGACCGGCAUCUCCCCGUUUGUGGGGGAGAACGAUCGCACGACCCUCAUGAACAUCCGGAACUACAACGUGGCCUUCGAGGAGAACACGUUCCUGAGCCUGAGCCGGGAGGCCCGGGCCUUCCUCAUCAAAGUGCUGGUGCAGGACCGGCUACGACCUACCGCGGAAGAGACCCUGGAGCAUCCCUGGUUCAAAACCCAGGCAAAGGGCGCAGAGGUGAGCACGGAUCACCUGAAGCUCUUCCUGUCCCGCCGGCGGUGGCAGCGCUCACAGAUCAGCUACAAGUGCCACCUGGUGCUGCGCCCCAUCCCUGAGCUGCUGCGGGCGCCCCCAGAGCGGGUGUGGGUGGCCAUGCCUCGGAGGCCACUCCCCAGCGGGGGUCUCUCAUCUUCCUCGGACUCUGAAGAGGAGGAGCUGGAAGAACUGCCCUCCGUGCCACGCCCCCUGCAGCCGGAGUUUUCGGGUUCCCGGGUGUCCCUCACCGACAUUCCUACCGAGGAUGAGGCCCUGGGGACCCCAGAGGCUGGGGUAGCUACGGCCACCCCCAUGGACUGGCAAGAGCAAGGAAGGGCUCCCGCUCCUGACGAGGAGGCCUCCAGCCCUCAGGCCCUCCCCUCCCCAGGCCUCGAGCCCCCGGCUGGGACCAGCCCCAGGCGGGGAGAGCUGCGCAGGGGCAGCUCUGCCGAGAGCGCCCUGCCCCGAGCCGGGCCGCGGGAGCUGGGCCGGGGCCUGCACAAGGCGGCGUCUGUGGAGCUGCCGCAGCGCCGCAGCCCCAGCCCGGGGGCCACCCGCCUGGCCCGGGCAGGCCUGGGGGAGGGUGAGUACGCCCAGAGGCUGCAGGCUCUGCGCCAGCGGCUGCUGCGCGGAGGUCCCGAGGGCGGCAAGGUCAGCGGCCUCAGGGGCCCCCUGCUGGAGAGCCUGGGCGGCCGUGCCCGGGACCCCCGAAUGGCGCGAGCCGCCUCCAGCGAAGCAGCGCCCCAGCACCAGCCCCCGCCCGAGACCCGGGGCCUGCAAAAGAGCAGUAGCUUCUCACAGGGGGAGGCGGAGCCCCGGGGUCGGCACCGCCGCGCGGGGGCGCCGCUCGAAAUCCCCGUGGCCAGGCUCGGGGCCCGCAGGCUGCAGGAGUCCCCCUCCCUGUCUGCCCUCAGCGAGGCGCAGCCAUCCAGCCCGGUGCGGCCCAGCACCCCUAAAUCCGGCGCCCCCAAGCCUGCAGAGCCUUCUGCCACCGAGCCCAGUGAUGCGCCCCAGCCCGCCCAGAGGGCCCCAGAGCCCAGGCCCGAAGUAGUCAGGGUCUCCAAGCCCUCGCAGGCCCCCGUGGCCCUGCAAACCCCAGCGCUGCCCCUCACGCCCUAUGCCCAGAUCAUGCAGUCGCUCCAGCUGUCCGGCCACGCUCAGGGCGCCCCGCAGGGCCCUGCCGCGCCUCCGGCCGAGCCGAAGCCCCACGAGGCCGUGUUCGCCAGGGUGGCCUCCCCGCCCCCGGGAGCCCUCGAGAAGCGCGUGCCUUCCGCCGGGCCUCCCUCGGCGCUCAUCGAGAAAGCGCCGGUCCCCACGGUGCCGCCCAGACCAGGCAGCAGCCUCAGCGGGAGCAUCGAGAACGUAGAAUCAGAGGCCGUGUUCGAGGCCAAGUUCAAGCGCAGCCGCGAGUCGCCCCUGUCGCGGGGGCUGCGGCUGCUGAGCCGCUCGCGCUCAGAGGAGCGCGGCCCCUUCCGCGGUGGCGAGGAGGAAGACGGCAUAUACCGGCCCAGCCCAGCGGGCACCCCGCUGGAGCUGGUGCGACGGUCCGAGCGCUCGCGCUCCGUGCAGGACCUCAGGGCUGUCGGGGAGCCUGGCCUCGUGCGCCGCCUCUCGCUGUCUCUGUCCCAGCGGCUGCGGCGGACCCCGCCCGCGCAGCGCCACCCGGCCUGGGAGGCGCGCGGCGGGGACGGGGAGAGCUCGGAGGGCGGCAGCUCGGCGCGGGGCUCCCCGGUGCUGGCGGUGCGCAGGAGGCUCAGCUCCACGCUGGAGCGGCUGUCCAGCCGGUUGCAGCGCAGCGGCAGCAGCGAGGACUCGGGCAGCGCAUCUGGCCGCAGCACGCCACUGUUCGGACGGCUGCGUAGGGCCACGUCCGAGGGCGAGAGUCUGCGGCGCUUCGGGCUCCCGCACAACCAGCUGGCUGCUCAGGCCGGGGCCGCCACUCCCUCGGCAGAGUCUCUGGGCUCCGAGGCCAGCGCCACGUCGGGCUCCUCAGCUCCAGGGGAAAGCCGCAGCAGGCGCCGCUGGGGUCUCUCGCGGCUGAAGAAGGACAAGGGUUUAUCACAGCCAAACCUGACUGCCAGCGUCCAGGAGGACUUGGGUCACCCGUAUGUGCGUAGUGAGUCAGACUUCCCCCCAGUCUUCCACAUCAAACUCAAGGACCAGGUGCUGCUGGAGGGAGAGGCAGCCACCCUGCUCUGCCUGCCCGCGGCCUGCCCUGCACCCCGCAUCUCCUGGAUGAAAGACAAGCAGUCUCUGCACUCAGAGCCCUCAGUGGUUAUCGUGUCCUGCAAAGACGGGCGGCAGCUGCUAAGCAUCCCCCGGGCAGGCAAGCGCCAUGCCGGCCUCUACGAGUGCUCAGCCACCAACGUCCUAGGCAGCAUCACCAGCUCCUGCACCAUCGCCGUGGCCCGUGUCCCAGGGAAGCUGGCUCCUCCAGAGGUGCCCCAGACCUACCAGGACACGGCGCUGGUGCUGUGGAAGCCAGGAGACAGCCGGGCCCCUUGCACGUACACACUGGAGCGGCGGGUGGAUGGGGAGUCUGCUUGGCACCCCGUGAGCUCAGGCAUCCCCGACUGUUACUACAACGUGACACACCUGCCCGUCGGCAUGACCGUGAGGUUCCGGGUGGCCUGUGCCAACCGUGCCGGCCAGGGGCCCUUCAGCAACCCUUCCGAGAGGGUCCUCGUCAGGGGCACUCAAGAGUCUCCAGCUCUGCCGUCUGCUGUCCACCAAGACGCCCCUGUUACCUCAGGGCCAGCCAGGGCCCCGCCUUCUGACUCUCCUACCUCACUGGCCCCUACCCCAGUGCCCCCGUCAGUCACUCUCAGCCCCCCAUCUGCGCCCACCUCUCCCAACCAGACCUUGUCCUCACUCAAGGCUGUGGGUCCACCACCCCAAACCCCCCCACGAAAGCACAGGGGCCUGCAGGCCACCCGGCAAGCAGAGCCCACUCCAUCUAGCACCCAGGUCACCCCAAGUGAGCCCAAGCCUUCAGUCCCUGACGCUGGGAGCCCGACCCCAGCCCCCACCCCUCAAGGGGCUAAACCAGCGUCUUCCCGUACUCCGCUCUAUAUGGUCACUUCCUUUGUGUCUGCACCCCCAGCCCCUGAGCCCCCAGCCCCUGAGCCCCCUCCUGAGCCCAUCAAGGUGACCGUGCGGAGCCUCAGCCCAGCCAAGGAGGUGGUGGGCUCCCCGGGGGGCGGUCCUCCCAGCUCUCCCAGGCCCGAGGGCACCGCUCUCCGACAGGGCCUCCCCCAGAAGCCCUACACCUUUCUGGAGGAGAAGGCCAGGGGUCGCUUUGGUGUGGUGCGGGCGUGCCGGGAGAAUGCCACAGGCCGAACAUUCGUGGCCAAGAUCGUGCCCUACGCGGCUGAGGGCAAGCGGCGGGUCCUGCAGGAGUACGAAGUGCUGCGGACGCUGCACCACGAGCGACUCAUGGCCCUGCACGAGGCCUACAUCACCCCUCGCUACCUCGUGCUCAUCGCAGAGAGCUGCGGCAACCGGGAGCUCCUCUGUGGCCUCAGUGACAGGUUCCGGUAUUCAGAAGAUGACGUGGCCACCUACGUGGUACAGCUGCUGCAAGGCCUGGACUACCUCCAUGGCCGUCACGUGCUGCACCUGGACAUCAAGCCAGACAACCUGCUGCUGGCCCCUGACAACGCCCUCAAGAUUGUGGACUUCGGCAGUGCCCAGCCCUACAACCCCCAGGCCCUACGCCCCCUUGGCCACCGCACCGGCACGCUGGAGUUCAUGGCUCCUGAGAUGGUGAAGGGAGAUCCCAUCGGCUCUGCGACGGACAUCUGGGGAGCAGGUGUGCUCACCUACAUCAUGCUCAGUGGACACUCCCCCUUCUAUGAGCCAGACCCCCAGGAAACAGAGGCUCGGAUUGUGGGGGGCCGCUUUGAUGCCUUCCAGCUGUACCCCAACACAUCCCAGAGCGCCACCCUCUUCUUGCGCAAGGUCCUCUCAGUACAUCCCUGGAGCCGGCCCUCCCUGCAGGACUGCCUGGCCCACCCGUGGCUGCAGGACGCCUACCUGAUGAAGCUGCGCCGCCAGACGCUCACGUUCACCACCAACCGCCUCAAGGAAUUCCUGGGCGAGCAGCGGCGCCGCCGGGCCGAGGCCGCCACCCGCCACAAGGUGCUGCUCCGAUCCUACCCUGGCAGCCCCUAGCGAGGGAGCGAGCGAGCAAGAGGCACGGACCACAGCCCAGCCUGGGGCUCCCACUCGGGCUUCCCCACCCACGCCGCGGGACAUUCCAGGGCCCACGCUGAGCCGGAAUACCACCAGCAGCAGCCUCUGGCCAGGCUAUUACCUCACGGACCUGCACCUGCGGGGACAGAGGCCCCCGGGGCUGUGGCCUGAUGCCACCCCUGGCCAGAGCCACAGCAGGAGACCCACUGGCCAGGCUGGGCAGGGGAGGGAACAGGAAGAGGGGCAAGAAGGGAAUGGAAGGUAAAGAGGAAAAGACAUGGAGGGGGAGGGAGGGAGACUCCAGGGGUGGAGGGGUAGGCGGUGCAUCUCAGGGAGAAGCAGGGAGGGCGGGCGAGGCUGGAGAGGAGCAAGAGGAGGGGGCCCAGGUAUCAGGGCAGCGAGUAUGGGUGGGCAGGACACAGAGAUGGUGCCAGGAAGCCAGAGCCAGGAUGUGAGAGAGGAUGGGAAGGUGGGCGAGGAGAGGGCCCUCGGGUAGGGGCAGGGUGGGCCAGCUGCAGGCAUCCCCGAAAGUGAAGACACAGAGGGCUGCGGCAAGUGGCCCCUCCACCUGGAUCUCUCGUCCUGGGCCGUGGAUGCAGCUUUGGGCACCCUGCCGGCCUGAGGACGUCCCCACCACCCCUCCAUGGCCUUUGCCCUUCUUCCCAUUCGUAUUUAUUUAUUUAUUGACUUUCAUGAAGUUCUCCCUUCCAUCCAACCCCAGUGGCCCGUGUUGUCCUGCCCUUCCUCCCCCUGCCCUGCCCCCGCCGCCAUCCAGCUGUCUCUGCAGCUCUCUGUCUGUCUGUCACAAGGAGAAUAAAAACAGCAAGCCGCA